AUGGUCACUUUUGGAUUACUCCUAACAGUUGGAUUAUUCUUUUGGAUCUAUUUCCUAUGGAGUCGACGCAGGCUCUACAAGCUGCUGCUGAAGCUGCCAGGACCCUUGGGACUUCCCAUUCUUGGCAUUGCCCUAGAAUACAUCGUCUUCAAUAAACUUAGGAUGAGACUUCGAUCCAAGUACUUGGACAAGUACGGCUCAACAGUUUUGAUGUGGAUGGGACCAAUGCCGAUGAUCAUAACUCGGGAUCCAAAUGUUAUCAAGGAGGUCGUUCUGUCUUCGGAGUGCAUCAACAGGAGUUCCCAGGUGACUGGUCCGGUGGCUGGCAGCUUUGGCCAUGGAUUGUUCUCACUGGAAGCCCAAAGGUGGAUGGAACGUCGCAAGCAGCUGAAUCCCGCAUUCAAGCACACCACCUUGACCAGCUUCCUUCCCAUUUUCAACGCCGAGGUGAACACGUUGAUGGGCAUUCUGGACUCGUACAUAGGCCAAGGCGAAAAGCGGAUCCGCCAUGAUAUAAUCAAAUGGUCGUUCAGAGUGGCCACUCAAACCACUGUGGGAACUGAUGUGCAGCAAGACAAAGCCUUCCAGGACGACACCAUUUUGAAAAGCUACGAGUGGCUAAUGAACAUUAUCACAGUGGAUGUUAUUGCCACCGUUACUCGUAACAAACUAGUAUCCCGGCUGGUGGGACUUGAAGCAAGGAGGGCGGAGAGCCUGGCCAAUAUUAAUGGCUUUAUAAGCCAAAUCAUUGAGAAGAAGCUCAGCUCAAAGCCAGAAAGUGGCGAUCAGCCGGAACUGAACUCUGUGAUCAACCGGUCCAUCGAGCUCCAUCGGAAGGGAGAAAUGCCCCUCGACGAGGUGCGAGGCGAGUGCUGCCUCAUGGUUGCCGCUGCCUUCGAGACAAGUGGUCUCACGGUCUGCCAUGCGCUCGCACUGCUGGCCAUGUUCCCCGAGUACCAGCAGACGGUAUACGAAGAGCUCAAGGAUAUCUUUCCCAACGCCGGGAAGUUCGACAUUACCUACGAGGAUAUACAAAAAAUGGUCUACUUGGAGCGCGUUGUGUAUGAGACCCUGCGACUUAUCCCGUCCAUUCCCCUGGCUCCGAGGGAGACCAUUCAGGACUUCCGGCUGUCGAGUGGCGUGGUCAUACCCAAAGGAGUCUCAAUUGGAAUCGAUAUAUUCAGCACGCAUCGCAACAAGGAAUACUGGGGUCCGGAUGCAGAGAACUUCAAUCCAGACAACUUUCUGCCGGACAAUGUUCGCGAUAGGCAUCCUUACGCCUAUAUUCCCUUUACGAAGGGAAAACGAAAUUGCAUAGGUUGGCAAUAUGCACUUAUGUCCUCCAAGCUCGCCCUGGCCAAGAUUCUCAGGAACUACAGAGUAAGCUCUACCUUUCGAUAUGAGGAUCUCGACUUUGUGGACAACAUAGGCAUGGUGCUGGCUCAGGAACCAGGAGUAUCUUUUCACAGACGAACUUAG
Molecule: messenger RNA, 1479 nt
Organism: Drosophila biarmipes
Lineage: Eukaryota; Metazoa; Arthropoda; Insecta; Diptera; Drosophilidae
Product: probable cytochrome P450 313a3
Exons: 7
Coding region: 1-1479 (492 amino acids)
Molecular function (GO): iron ion binding; monooxygenase activity; oxidoreductase activity, acting on paired donors, with incorporation or reduction of molecular oxygen
Source: RefSeq, a predicted model, not a curated record